This is a messenger RNA of Rubroshorea leprosula, 764 nucleotides long. The record is from the annotation of a GenBank genome assembly. Lineage: Eukaryota; Viridiplantae; Streptophyta; Magnoliopsida; Malvales; Dipterocarpaceae.
GCAUUCUGCGACUUUUUGCAUAUAGGGUGGCAUUCUGCGACUUUUUGCAUAUAAGGUGAAAGGAUGGGACCCAUACUUGUGGAAUAUAGGAUGGGGGAAUACAGGAUGGCGAUUUUCAUGCAUUCUUUUGUGGAAUAUAGGAUGGGGAUUUUCAUGCAUGGCGACUUUUUGCAUAUUUGGUGUCUCCAUAAGAACCCAAAUCAGGUUCUUACCAAUAACCCAGAUUGGGUUCUGAAGAAGAACCCACAGGUUCUCUUAGUAAGAAUUCGAUCUAGGUUCUCUCACUUUAAGCUACGCCACCUGAGUGAUUCUCUGUUUUUUAGAUUUUUUGGGUUUUCUGGACUGGGUUUUUGUGGGUAUGAUGAUGGCGGUGAAGGACGAGUGGGUGAUGGCGGCGAUGACGAACGACAGGGUGGUGGUGGAGUUGUUGGUCAAGCUGAAGCAGGCAUAGGCGGCGUCACCGGCUCGGAAAUCUGCGGUGGAGAACCCAGUUACGGCAUUGUUGUUGCAACCCACGAUUGGGGCAACAGAACAUGAAGAUAAGCAGAGGCAGUGGUAGAAAAUUGAGAUUUGUUUUUUCUAAAUUUAAUUGUGAUUUGAUUUUUGUAAUGAAAUUCAUAAGAUUGUAGAAAAUUUUCAUUAAUUCAUUUCAUUUGCAGGUAAUUGAAAUAUGGGUUUGUUUCAAAAUGAUCAAUUAGAAUUAUCUUGUGGUGUUAGCUGUUUGAUUUUUGAGAAAAUAAAAGAAAUAAAUGUGAACUGAUUUU